Molecule: messenger RNA, 1944 nt
Organism: Vitis vinifera (wine grape)
Lineage: Eukaryota; Viridiplantae; Streptophyta; Magnoliopsida; Vitales; Vitaceae
Exons: 3
Coding region: 502-1776 (424 amino acids)
Source: RefSeq, a predicted model, not a curated record
UAAUAAUAUUAAGAAAAUUAGUUUUUAUUUGGUGUUAAUAAAUAAAAUUGUGUGUUAAAAUGAAAAAAAAAAUGAAUUGGAAAUUAAAUAAAACAAUUAGAAUAAAGAAAAGAAAAGAAAAUAAAAGAAAAGAAAUAAUAACAAUAAUAAUGGAUUGGGCUUAGUUUUUGAGUUGGGCUUGGAGCAAGUGGGCUGGUGGUUUUUUUUAAAAAGCCAUGUGAAGUGGGCUGGGCUGUUAGUAAAAAGAAAAAGAAAAAAAAAAAGGAAAAGGGGGAAAAUUGGAAAAGUGCAGCACGCGGGAGAGAGAGAGAGAGAAAAGGGCACUGUUCAUAAAUUAGGGCACUUGCCGGAAUUUUGAUCGGACGUUUGAACGGCCAAACGAUCUCCGUUUCGGCCCAAAUUCGGAGGAAGUAUUCUAUUCGACUAGACGAACAAGCCUGCGGUGGCUGAUUUUGUUUUUAACGGCUAAAUUUUCAGAUCUGAGGGUUUGUUAAACUUGAAAUGGCGGGAAGGACCAGAGGAGGAAGAUCAGAGAGGAAUGAGGAGUUGGAGACAGUUAGAGAAGAACUCCGAGAAGUAAGAAGAGAGUUGAGAGAAACUGUUGAAUUGAUGAGAGGCCAGGGUUCCAGGAGAGCAGGAGGUACCCAGGGCCAUGAGGAUUCAGGCCACUCACAUAGGAGGAGCCGCACUGAGAGGCCAGUAAUGAGCCAAAUGGAAGCAAUGAAGAGGUUCAUGGUGAUGCAGCCUCCAUCUUUUAAUGGAGAGCCCAGUGCUGAAGCAGCUGAGCAUUGGUUGAGGAGGAUGAGAAGAAUUCUGGUGGGACUGGACAUACCUGAGGAAAGAAGGGUAGGUCUGGCAACAUAUAUGCUUGUGGACAAAGCUGAUUUCUGGUGGGAAUCAAUGAAAAGGGUGUAUGACACUGAGGUUAUGACCUGGGAGGAAUUUGAGAGAAUCUUCCUAGGCAAGUAUUUUGGGGAAGUGGCUAAGCAUGCCAAGAGGAUGGAGUUUGAGCACCUCAUCCAAGGAACCAUGUCAGUGCUGGAGUAUGAGUCACGUUUCUCAGAGUUGUCUCGUUUUGCUUUGGGGAUGAUCAGUGAGGAAGGAGAAAAAGCUAGGAGGUUCCAGCAGGGGUUGAGACCUGCUAUUAGGAACAGAUUAGUCCCACUGGCAAUAAGGGAUUAUUCUGAGUUGGUUAAGAGGGCUUUGUUGGUGGAGCAGGACAUUGACGAAACCAACCAAAUUCGAGAGCAAAAGGGGGACAGAAAAGGGAAACAAAGAAUGGGGGAAAGUUCUCAGGGGCCACAGCAGAGGCAGAGGACUCAGCAGUUUGAGAGGCGUCCCUCGUUCUAUGCAGGAGGGGGGCAGAUUGCUCAGGGGGUGGCUGCUAAUAGAGUAUGUUAUGGUUGUGGAUCAGGAGACCAUUUAUGGAGGGCUUGCCCAUUGCGAGGCACACAGCAGGCACGACCUCAGUCUCAGGGAAGUUCUCAGCAACAGUCAGUAGUGUCUUUCCAGCCCCCUCAGCUUCAGUUGCCUUACUAUCAGAUGCCACAAUUACCCCCAACAGCGCAGGGAACCAGGACAACUACCACGAGUCAGACCCGCUCUUCUCAGGGGUCGAAUGCUAGAGGUAGGGGAAGGCCAGCAGCAGGAAGAGUUUUUGCCUUGACCCCAACAGAGCUAGAGGAGGAUGCCCUUUUGGUGGAAGAUGCAGAUAUCUCUCCUGAGGAUCCACAGGUGGGACAGGGAGGACUUCAGGAUGCUCCUGGAGCGGCCUAGUGGAGCGUGGCAUUUAUUUGUUAUUGUGUUCCCUUUUGGAUUUUGGGGAUUUGUUUUAGCAAUUAUGACUCAUGGAUUAGCUAUGAAGCUUUAUUUGAUUAAGUUGUUAAUUGUGAACUUUUAUUUUGGACUAUAAUGAAUAUUUAUUUAAUCUUGUUGUUUUGAGUA